UUAAAUAGCUCAGCUUGGUCCAAACUAAAAUCAGAACUCAUACCAUAAUACCAUCUCUUCUCCAAAAACAGACUCAUACUUUCAUUGCCAGAGCUCCCUCUUGAAGAAAUGUCAAUUGUGAAAACACUAAUGUGUUUGGCUGCAGCAGCCAUGAUCAUCAACUCAGCCAUCGCAACAACUACUUUCAAGGUGGGAGGUCCAACUGGAGGGUGGGAUAUAGCCACCAACCUAAAAGCAUGGUCAUCAUCCCAAGCAUUUUCAGUUGGAGACAGUCUCAUUUUUCAGUACACGCCAAAUCACAACUUGCUUGAAGUUUCCAAGGAGGACUACGAAGCAUGCCAAAGCAGCAAUCCAAUCCAGGUGUUUCCAAGCGGUGCCACUCCCAUCCCUCUCACUGCUCCAGGGAGCCGUUACUUCAUCUGUGGAGUAGUUGGACACUGCAGCCUAGGAAUGAAGGUUGAGAUUUUAACACUUGGAGCUUCAGCCCCGUUACCGGCUGCUCAGUCCCCAGAAACCACAACUUUACCAUCUGAUCCCCCAAUCUCCCCUGCGGCUUUCCCAUCCCCUAUUGAAACGCCAUCCACUCAGUCACCAGCUAGCGCAGGAGGUCCUAUGACGGUGCCUACUUUCCCCCUGACCGGAUCUCCACAAAGCUAUAAUCCGGCUAACGCACUUUCCACCCUACCUCCUCCAGUUUCAGCUGCUAAAGUGAGGGCUACUUCAUCUAUCUUGUUUCUUAUAUUCAUGCUUGGGGCAUUGUUUCUCUAAAGCGUUUGAUACUUCAUUCCAUCUUUAAAUUGUUCUACUGCUUCUUGUACUUUUCAGUAAAACACUCUUUAAUUUAUCGUGUAUAGUGAAUGUAAUAUGAUUCAGAUU
Molecule: messenger RNA, 876 nt
Organism: Daucus carota subsp. sativus
Lineage: Eukaryota; Viridiplantae; Streptophyta; Magnoliopsida; Apiales; Apiaceae
Product: uclacyanin 1
Exons: 2
Coding region: 109-768 (219 amino acids)
Cellular component (GO): plasma membrane
Molecular function (GO): electron transfer activity
Source: RefSeq, a predicted model, not a curated record